AAGAAGUGCACUAGAGCCAAGAAAAUUAUAGAUAAGGAAAGAAAAGAAAAAUGUAUGUGACAAGGCCUCUGUCUUUGUAUCUAAGAGACCCAUCGGCUCUUUCAUUAGCACCGCCUGAAGGUCCAAACUCUGGGAUUCUUGUAAUCCAAGAUGAAGAAGCUGAGCCUACUUGCUGUUUUGGAUUGUGCAAGAGCCAUCAAGUUGAUGAUCUGCCUUUCCCUCAAAACAAAAACUUACAGGUUAGGUAUUCGUCAGGAGUCGGUCAGAAUCAAACUGUUUCCAUAAACCGCGUCGUCUUCAUUCCUGUUCUUAAUCAACCAGUCUCUUCUAAUCGAUAUUACUGCAUAGAGCGUCGUGGAAAGCGUAAAGGGGAAGCUCACCAAAACUCCAAGGAGGAGGACAUGACAACAUGCUGCUUUUGUAGCUGUGUAUCUGAUUUAAAACCGCAAUCUCUGGAUCAUCAUGACAUAUAUCAGCAAUUUGAGAUUCACCGCCGAAAUUGGGGUGGGUUUGUUGCCAAAUCUGUGGCAUCAGAUGGAUUCCCGCCAGAUUUCUUAAGGAGAAAAGGUUGGAGAGUACAUACCUCAACUGCACAUGAAUUCGAGUUAACUGAAGCACAAGGACUUGACAAGAUUCUGCGUGCGCGCCUUCCAGACUUCAACUUCCCCUUGUCACAGAACACUUCCUCACCUGUUGUAGUAGGAAAGUGGUACUGCCCUUUCAUGUUUAUCAAAGAUGGAACACUUAAAGAUCAGAUAGGUAAUUCAAGAUAUUAUGAGAUGACGCUUGAGCAACAAUGGGAACAAAUUUUCGCUUGCGAGAAUAGCAGUAAUGGAGGCAAUGCUGUGAAUGUGGAUGUUAUCGUUGAAGCUGAAGCAGCUGCAGUUGGUGAGAAAGUGUUACAUACUGAGAAGAAUGUGGCUGAUGGGAUGAUGUGGUUUAGGAGCACUGAUAAUGUUGGAGGGGAAACUAACAGUGUGGGCUUACGUUUAGCAAUUAUUGAGAGAAUGAAGUGGGAGCAAGAGAGAUUUGGUUGGAUUGGCAGUAAUGAAAUGCAAGUGAGAGUGAAGAGAAUGGAGGAAUUUAGAGGCAUUGGCGAAUGGAAGAAAUUUGGCUGUUAUAUUUUGGUUGAGAGGUUUAUGUUGAGGAGAAUGAAUGGAAGCUUGGUGCUAACCUAUGAUUUCAGGCACACUCAACAUCUUAGGACCAAAUGGGAAUGAGAAGAAUGCUAAAUUGUUAAUGGCUAAUUGCUAGCUGCCUAAAACUCACAAAUUUGCAUUGUUUUUAUUGUGAAGGUGCUAUUGUAUUGGCUGUAUAAACUAUUAACUCUUAGACCCUCUAUUAAUUAUUAUACUCAUUACUCCUAUGAAUUUAUGUUAAAAUGGUAUUAUUUUCUGUUUAA
This is a messenger RNA of Ricinus communis (castor bean), 1402 nucleotides long. RefSeq lists its product as uncharacterized. Lineage: Eukaryota; Viridiplantae; Streptophyta; Magnoliopsida; Malpighiales; Euphorbiaceae. The transcript has 2 exons. The coding region runs from base 51 to 1220 and encodes 389 amino acids. The record is from RefSeq and is a predicted model, not a curated record.